UUAUACAACAGGAGUUUUAGACUUGUUGACGAUUCUAUUUUACUACAAGUUUUGUAGUUACUACUAGAGUUAUAUGCAAUUUGCACCCCUUAACUUUGGACAAAAUGCACAUUGCACCUAAUAGUUUCGGAUAAUACACUUUGCAGCCCUAUACUAUUCAGCGCGCUACACUAAACACCCCUCAAGCUUGUUUCCGUUAAAUCUUGACUGUUAACGUUAGUCAAAGGAGGGUAUUAAGUCAUUUUACACACAAAAACCCUGCUGUCGUUACCCCUCCCUUAUUACAUCAAAACUUAAACCUAAAAACCCGAUCACACACACCAAAUUACAGAGAAAAGCGAAUUGAGCUAAAACCCGAUUACAAGCAUGAAAGGGAGAUUCAGAGAGCUGAAGAAUGGAGUCCCGGAUGAUGAUGGGUUACCAGUUUAUGAAGUCGUCAAUGAGUUAGUGGGUCCUCGAUUCUAUAGUUUAAAGAUACAUUAUGGAGGUGAUUUUGAUGAAAGCUUUGAAAAAUAUAAUGGUGGAAAGUAUACCUAUGUUGACUACAUUCCUAAGGAAGAGCAGAACAUUGUUGUGUUGGAUGAAAUAAUGCAAGAGUUAGGACUGGAGAAGGGGUUUUAUUCGAUUUGGUAUCACUUGCCUCAGACCAGACUCCAUAAUACAAAUGUGAUGCUGCUUGAAACAGAUGGUGAUGUCGAACAUUUUGAUGCAAUGUUAGUUUGUUAUUCUCAUAUUUUACACUUGUAUGUCACUGUUACAAAUCUAAGCUUCCAAGAGUUUCAAGACUUCUCUUUUACUCAAUUUGAACUUGAUGAGAGAGAGAGAAGGGUUGGUGAAAUGAGAGAGUGUGCUUGUCGAAAGUGGCAACUUACAGGUAUACCGUGCUUUCAUGCUUGCGCGUGUAUUUUUUUUAAGAAGGGCUCCUGGGAGGCCUAAAAAAAAUAGAAGUAAAAAAAAUGAUUUCACAGUUGAGGCAAGAGCUUCUGACCCCACAAUGUUAAAGAGAAAGGGAACUAGCUUAAGAUGUGGAAUCUGUCAACAAUAUGGUCACAAUUCAAGAACUUGCAAAAAGAAACAGAAGGCUGACAAUCAGGACAAGGAGAUGGAAGAAGUGCUGGGUUUUGUUGGUGAGGAAGAAGUAGGUGGACUAGACAAUUCCAAAAGAACACCUAGAUGUAAUUACUGCAAGGAGGUGGGACAUAAUACCAAGACAUGCACUGCUAAGCAACUUGAUGAGAGGAACAAAAGGAAAGAAAAAGUGGUUGAAAGUCAAGGAUCUCAAACCACACACCAAAUGGACAAUACUAGCAACCCUACAGUUAAUUCAAGCAUUACAGGAACCACACAUGGAGGUACUGCUAGACCAUUUAAACCUCCAGCCAAAGUUGGACCUCUGGGUGUAGAAGCAUCCUAUGUUGGAAAGAAAAAGACCUUCACUUCUUUGAGGAAUCUACAGAAGGCUGCAGUGAUAAGGAAAUAUUCAGUUGGCAAGAAAGCUUGAUCAUUCUCUACUAUGUAUUAAGUUUCUCAGACUUUGUUUACGUCAGUUAUUUUGCACAUUACAACUAUGUA
Messenger RNA from Daucus carota subsp. sativus, 1572 nucleotides. RefSeq lists its product as uncharacterized. NCBI's taxonomy places the organism in Eukaryota, Viridiplantae, Streptophyta, Magnoliopsida, Apiales, Apiaceae. The record is from RefSeq and is a predicted model, not a curated record. Bases 890 to 1501 code for a protein of 203 amino acids. Gene Ontology annotation, molecular function: zinc ion binding; nucleic acid binding. The transcript is spliced from 4 exons.